Molecule: messenger RNA, 859 nt
Organism: Salvia hispanica
Lineage: Eukaryota; Viridiplantae; Streptophyta; Magnoliopsida; Lamiales; Lamiaceae
Product: axoneme-associated protein MST101(2) protein
Biological process (GO): maturation of SSU-rRNA from tricistronic rRNA transcript (SSU-rRNA, 5.8S rRNA, LSU-rRNA)
Cellular component (GO): nucleolus
Source: RefSeq, a predicted model, not a curated record
UGAAUAAAUAAAAGUAGUAUUUAAAUAAAUAAAAUCAAUUUGCACUGCCGCCGCCAUCUUCAAGCCCUGAUUCCUGCGCAGAAAUAAAGCAGAUUUCGAGUUGCCAUCUACAGCUUGUUUCAACCAUUUGUUAGGAAAAAGGUAUGACUAUGAAGGGGAAAGGAACGAAAAGGGAAUCUUCAUCCUCCAAUUUGGAUUCCCAGGAACCCAGAAUGGACAUCAAGUCCAUCCUGAAAGAUAUUGAAUUUUUGGGUUCCUCACACAUGACAUGGAAACAGAAAAAGGACUUGGAGAAUAAGAAGGUAGUGUCACUCGGUGGAAAGCCUCCAAAGAAACAGAGGUUACCUCUUAGUGUUGCUAGAGUUUCAAUGAAGAAUCAAAAGGAUAGAGAAGAGAAACUGCUUCAAGAGAGAGCUAUACUUGGAAGGUUUGGAGCCUACAGUAGCAGUAGUUCCAAGAAGGUGCCAGAGAGGAAACCAGCAGAGGACAGAAUUCUGAAGUCGAUGCAAGGCGAUUUCAGAAAGGGGGUUCUCAACGUCGGGCAUCUGUUGAAGCCCUCGGCCCCUGAAGCCUCUAACGACAAGGGCAGGCACCCUACGGGUAAAGGGAAGAAGAAGAAAGAUGGCAAGAAAAGUCAUGGCAAGAGAAAGGGUGGUGGCGGUGGUGGCAAGAGGCGUCACUAGGAAUAUAUCUCAAAGUGACUACACUUUCUUUUGAAUUUCUUCGCCUUUCUGAACCUGGCUAUGACUGUAACUGCGGAAGCAAGCUUGUAGAACAUAUAUACAUUCAUGCCUUGUAUCUGUUGGCAUGCUCAGAUUUGUUUUGUUGCUCAAUGCAGAAUGAAAUUUUGUGUUGCUAA